Molecule: messenger RNA, 8223 nt
Organism: Athalia rosae (coleseed sawfly)
Lineage: Eukaryota; Metazoa; Arthropoda; Insecta; Hymenoptera; Athaliidae
Product: serine/threonine-protein kinase MARK2-like
Exons: 14
Coding region: 2419-5712 (1097 amino acids)
Biological process (GO): intracellular signal transduction; protein phosphorylation; microtubule cytoskeleton organization
Cellular component (GO): cytoplasm
Molecular function (GO): protein serine/threonine kinase activity; tau-protein kinase activity; ATP binding
Source: RefSeq, a predicted model, not a curated record
GGGGGUUGUUGAAUAAAAAAAUCUCUUCCGCGGUUAACAUCGCGCAACGCGUUAUGCUCUGAAAAAUGAAACGAACAAUUGUAAGACCGCGAGGACGACGAAUGAAAAUUAGAAUAUUAUUCCGCCGUGCAGUUGUAUAGAGGCGACUCGGUCGACGAAACGUUGAACAAUUGUUCGCUGUUAUAUUUCGUAUCCCGAAUCGUUCGGCGACGAACCGGUGCAGCGAUAAUACAACCCCGAGUUCUCUCUUAUCGCUUAUCGACAUCAAUUAUUUCUUGAUAACGGAACACACACGCGGGGACGUUGUUCGUUGCUUAGAUAUAUCAUUAUAUUGUAGGGAAUAAUAAAGGCGCUCGCUCAUGUACCCGGUGUACCGGUUGAAUCGGUAGCUCGCGAUGCUCGUGAAAUCCUGAGUACAUGGAUCCGGAUCCACGAUGCAAACGAUCGUCGAUUUAUAGCGAGUCGUUCGUAUAUCAUUAUAUGUAUAUGAAAACUAGGCGAUGGCUCUGGGUUGCCCGUGGUACAGGGAUAUUAAAUUUCGAACACCGCUUACCGCGGUCAACCGAGACGCGUUAUAUCGUCCGUUUCAUACCCCGAUCUCCACGUUCCCCCCCUUCCUCGAUUAUAAAUCCCCCUCCUCCAGGUUCCUAGGUGGGUGGGAUACGCGGUUUCGUUGGGUAGGUAUACGUAAAAUAACCUGCAGCAGUUAGUACGAACUAACUUACCUUCCCUGCAACGGUAUACAGUCCAAAACCACUGAAUAAAUCUCACCUCGUAUUACGCGCUGCACACCUACAAUAUCAUUCACCGUUUACCUUGUUCGUUGAUAUGUAUAUAUGAGUGUACGCUGCUGAGACUCCAUUUUGUUUUUCCAUUUGGCUUAUGACUGAAUUAAUGCUGGCGAAAUUUGUUCGGUGCAUCGGUUGUACAUAUAUAUCUAUAUAUAAUAUACGUUGCAUGUGCGUUGAAAUGUGAUUCGUUCAUCGUCGUUAUUUUAUAACAACGUUAUCGAAUAAUAUGUGGAUCGUAUACCUCUCGGUGUUGGAAAAAUAAGAAAAAUCAUUAUCGUCCUCAUAGUCGUCGUCGUCGUCGUCGUCUUCGUCUUCGUCGUAUCGUAAUCGUCGUUGUUGGUGCCGUCGAUAAUAAUUUCAAUGCCGCUGCCCCAGUUAUAUAUCGUCGAGCUAUUUGAAAAACGCUCUUAUGGUAAAUGGAUAUACACGUACAUAUUUCGAAAAAGUGAUUUUCGUCGUCGCUGAUGCUUACGGGAAACAGGAACAAGAAAUUUCAUUAUUUAUCACAACGAGAUACACAGGGGAUAUUGGCGAAGCGUCGAAUUAACGUGGAGAGUUCAAAGAUCCCUCGUUGUUGAUGGUUUUCAAUCACCAGCCAUCGUGAGACACUUUCCGAAUGACCAGUUUGCGCCAAUAUCUCUUGUGUACGGGGUGGCCAAUUUUUGAGCACCGUGCUAAACGUUGUACCGUUUUUGGGAAAAAUUUUCAGGGAUACAGGUUGUCUGGUAUACUUCAGGGAACAUCGGGAAAUUAUUGUUUUUUCUAUUCAAUUUAUAAAAGAAAAUUUAUUCGCGCCACGGUCAGCCAAAGUCCGGUGAUUCAUUUUUAUCGUUGACAGAACCCACGCGCUGUACGCUUUCGUGCGUCAAUUAAACUCGAUUUUCGCGAGUUAAAAAUUGUCAAAAAAAAAAAAAAAAAAAAAAAAAAAAAGGGGGGGGGGGCCACAGCAGGAACACGUUUCACGUAGUGAUUCCUGUCUUAUCUGAUCAGAUGUACGUAACUGCGGAUUCUGAUAAUCCGAUACGUUCAAUUAGCUUUAUAAUAUCUGAAACAUGGCCGAAGAUAAAUGACCGCUCGAAGGUCUCUAUAUUUGUAUCGAUGUCAGCUACGAUUCUGGUCUUGCUUUCUAUUCGCGAACGAUUAGAGUUUCUUGAGUAUUCACUUUUAACGAGGAUUUAGAUUCGGCCUCGUUUGUACCAACGGAUACAGCGAACAUUUUUCCCCCGAAAUUAUUUUCCAAAUCAAUCUCAGCUUCGCGAAUUAUUUAACCCGGUACGCAAGAAAUGGGCCACUCUCUGUAAAGUAUACCUCCAUGUAUACAAAAUAUAUGUGUGUGUCUUUUGAAACACAGAGACGUGAUACCGUUUAAAGAGACGAAGAUAGUCUUCUUCUACUUCUGCUCCAUUCGCAAUCGUCGAUAAAAAGGAUAAUCGAUUUAACAAAUUGUCAGCGGAUGGUAAGUGAAGUGGAAAAAAGGACGAAAACAAUAGCGAGACAAAGCCUAGGUAAAAAUUAUACAAAAGACCAAGUGUUUCAAUUUUCGUAUUAAAACCAGAUCGCGAUAUAAAUGAAAAAAACUAUAUGUGCGUGAACGAGAGAAAGAAAAGGAGCACAAGUAGUAGUCGUAAUGGGUGACCAAAUGGAGGCGGAAAGAGGAACGGCUGGGGAUCAUCAGCAGCUCGCGAGGAAUCAAAUUGGACGUAAAUCGAUAAGACCGUCGAGUUUUCGAAGGACUUUUAAUUCCGAGGGGACUUCGCAGCGUCGUCCCGCGGUCCUUCAGGGUCUCGUCGACGCGGCUGGAGGAGGAAGUCCCGCGACGUCGUCGAAGUCGUCGGGAGGCGGACCACCUUCGGGAUCCUCGUCCGGAGCCUCUUCGGGGACAACGUCGGUCCCUUCGACCCCCGAUGACCUCAAGCAGUGGGAACUCGUCGAGGGUGACGCGGGUCUGAAAGUCGUUGAAAAAAAGACGUGCGCCGCCGUCGCGACGACGAACGGCAACGGCUCGACCGAUGUCAGAAAUCAGAUGACCGGUAGAACGCGAACGAGCGUUGGAAAAACGCCGAUAUUCUUGAACGAGUUUACACAAAAUUCCAUAGUUCAUCAAAACAUAAGAGAUUUUGAAAAUGCGCUGGCCAAUAAAUUCCGGACGUACGACACCAGAUCGGGCAUUAAAAAUAACAACAACAACAACAACAACAACUGCAACGAGGGUGGUAAUGCGGAGAGGAAAAAAUUACAACCACCUGUCGUGAAACUCGAUUCAAUUUUGAAUCAGAAUAACAAUAACGAUCGUCGCUACAAGGAUGAUAAAGAGACAGCGGCAAUGCAGGGCAGCAUAGAUAUGCUCGAUCAACUUGAAAAGCAAGUAAAAGCAAUCGAAAGAGGAACACUGGCUGCCAGGCUGCAACAGAUUGAUCGCGAAGCCUCCGCGACGAAUUCCGGUGCCGAGGGAAUCUGUGAACAAAUCGAACCGGAAGUCGAACUACGGUACAGAGAACACGAGAAUUUACUGGGGCACAGUACCGACGACGAGGCUGAGGGGUCGCGACUCCAACGUGGCGAGGCUACGCGAAAUUCGACCGGAAACGCUGGUAUAACUUCGAAAAGAGUCGGCGGUACUUCGGUGAAAUUAUCUAGGACAGCGUCCGACACACGAAGAAAUCACGCCGGCGAUGGCGGUGACAUGCCCUUAAAAAUUCAGUCGAGGGCUGCCGCCAGAAAUAUUGUCAGACCGACCGUUGUGACUAAAAGACAACAACUGCGACCGCACGAGACGGUCGCAGCUUCCUCUUCAUCCUCCGAAGCUACGACGAUGAAACCUUUGUCCGGAAUCAUUCAGAAGGCCAUUCUUAACAUGGGGAUCAAAGAGACGGGGGACGGAGUGGGGGUGUCGAGCAGCGGUGGACAUCAUACGAGAUUGUCAUCCAGAAGUCGAGCAUCGGAGGAACCCCACAUCGGGAAGUAUAAACUUCUGAAAACGAUCGGUAAGGGUAACUUCGCCAAGGUUAAACUAGCCAAACAUGUACCAACUGGGAAAGAAGUCGCCAUCAAAAUAAUAGACAAGACGCAAUUGAACCCCGGCAGCCUUCAGAAGUUGUUCCGAGAAGUGAGGAUAAUGAAGAUGUUGGAUCAUCCGAACAUAGUGAAGCUGUUCCAAGUUAUAGAAACCGAAAAGACUCUCUAUCUUGUAAUGGAGUAUGCCAGUGGAGGAGAAGUAUUCGAUUACCUCGUCCUUCACGGUAGAAUGAAGGAGAAAGAGGCGAGGGCAAAGUUCCGACAGAUCGUAUCGGCGGUUCAGUAUUGUCAUCAGAAAAAAAUAAUACACCGAGAUUUGAAGGCGGAGAAUUUGCUUCUAGACAGCGAGAUGAAUAUUAAAAUAGCAGAUUUUGGAUUUAGUAAUGAAUUUACACCCGGCAAUAAACUAGACACUUUUUGUGGAUCACCUCCUUACGCAGCCCCCGAACUCUUUCAAGGGAAAAAGUACGACGGACCUGAAGUGGACGUGUGGUCACUCGGUGUAAUUUUGUACACCUUGGUUUCCGGGUCUUUGCCGUUCGACGGUUCGACGUUGAGGGAACUCAGGGAACGAGUGUUGAGAGGGAAGUACAGAAUCCCCUUCUACAUGUCGACGGAUUGCGAAAAUCUAUUAAAAAAAUUUCUGGUGCUCAACCCCACCAAACGAGCCUCGUUAGAGGUACGUGGCGAUAAGAACAUUAUGAAAGACAAAUGGAUGAACAUGGGGUACGAAGAGGACGAAUUAAAGCCGUACUUAGAACCUGAACCCGAUUACAAGGACCACAAGAGGAUAGGUGAGUCUGCCAAGGCGCUAGCUAGUAUGGGAUAUACGCGAAGUGAAAUAGAAGAUUCCCUAGGACAAGCUAAGUACGAUGACGUAUUCGCUACGUAUCUUCUUCUCGGAAGAAAAACUACAGAUCCUGAAAGUGACGGUUCCCGAUCAGGUAGUUCACUUUCUUUGCGAAACAUUCCACCCCAAGUUGGAUCUGGCGGUGGUGGAGGUGGUGGAACUGGAACCGGGGGAGCCGUCCAAAGCCCCUCACAUAGAGGUGUUCACCGCAGUAUUUCAGCUAGCAACCCAAAACCCAGUAGACGAGCAUCUUCUGGAGGUGAAACGCUCCGAUGUGCUCCUAGUCCGGGGAAUACGACGAAUCACAAUCAUGCAACGACUGGUACCGGUGCUGGGGCACUAGCUGGAAGUGGAGGGAGUAACUUUAAACGUCAAAAUACCGUUGAUUCGGCAACGAUAAAAGAAAACAGUGCACGGGCGUCGACGGGAAGACCGUCCGCCCCAAAAAAUAGUCCAGGACAAUUAGACACGAUGACAAUGUUCAUUAUAGGUGUGGGGACGAGUCCCGGUGGUAAGUCGAGGGUUGGAAAGAGCAACACGAUGAACUCUGGCGUGGGAAGUGGAAGACCUGUCACGUCGCCUGCUCCAGGUUCAGUCGGUAGACGGAGCACCAUCUCCUACGAUCAAGCAAAAACCUCGUCGUCGUCGACGGAAAGAACGAACGACGUACAAAGCCUCGGCGAGGGCACUAGGCCGGCAAGGGGUCACACCAAAUCUGCAAGCAUCAGUGCAGGCCACCGGUCUUCGGGUACUGCACAGCCCGGCGACAACUCGCUGCUGGAUUCGCAGCCUCGCAACGCCCACAACUCGUUACUCGCUACUGCUGACCCUCUUAGGCAGAGCCUGGGCGUAUCUCCAAGUACCAGACUCGCACCUGCUGCUCCGUUCCCAAGGAAUGUCCCCAGUCGCAGCACCUUCCACUCUGGGCAAAACAGGGCUCAGAGGAAUCACACUCAGGGGCAUACGCUUACUCAGGACACGAAUGCGAUCAGUCCGUUGGCUAGGCCGUCCUUCUUCUCGAAAUUGUCCUCUAGGUUCUCGAAACGUUUCUUCUGAAAAACAGCUACGUUCUAUUUAGAAGAGAUAGUAAAGAAAGAGAAACAGAAAAAGAAUUAAAAGAGGGAGGUAGAAGGAGAGACAGACAAAGGCCCAGAGAAGGGGAUGAAAAUAAUGGGAUGUGGCAAUUCCGCUCACUCCUGAUGCUCAAGGAAUGAAUUAAACGACUAUACGCAUCAAACGUUCUACCGCGUAGAAUAAAGUAGUAAAAAUUUUUAACGCGUUAUUCUGUGGUGCGCGGAUCUGGUAGAUUGAAUGAUCCAUCCAUCUACGCCGGAAGGAUAUACAACGUAUGAUUAGAUACUCUUAUUUAAUGAAAUCAAUUUUUAUUACGUUACAAGCUGACGAGUGAAUGUUUAUAUAGAUUACGAUGUAUAAUUAAUAAUGUAUAUCAAUCGUAUAUCUGCAUUUAUUUCUAACAUUAUUGUAUCGUUAUAAUUAGAAGAUUGUGAUUCGUGUUUCUGCACACAGUUAAUGUCUGUAGGAAUUCAGUCAGUCGGUCGUCCCUCAACCUUUUUUAAACUUAACACUCAAACCUGUGCCUUUACCAUUUUGCCUGCCAACCCUCGGUGUGCUAUUUUGUACGCUAUUCUUUUCAUGCAUUUAUUAUCGCCCCCAAAAAAUCUAUGCAUUUUCAAAUUUCAGUUAGUCAGUUUUGCUUUCUCCAUUUUAUUUUUUUUUUAUAUAGUUUACACAGCAAUAAUCGUCUUCUCGAUAUUAAUGCCAGUGGGUGAUUCCAGAAAUAUACACAAUAAUUAAACAAAUUAAAAUAUAAAUCAAUGCACAUGUAUAGUAAAACAGAGCGAAUGGGGACAUUGAAAGAGUGAUAACUGCUACAUUCGAAAAGCGAUAGCAAAUAUCCGUACGUUGGCAGGUUUUUGUAACUAAGUAAGAGAUCUUGGAAAAAUUAAAUUUCGCCUCGUUUCUCACGAUGAUGAAACGAGUGUGAGGUGCCGAGCUGAACAAUAUCCGCUAUCGAGACUCAGUGACGACCAUACAGCCUAGGCAACUAGAUGAACUAUUGUGGAAAAAAAACCACACAGCUACCUUGUAUAUACAGUUAAAAGUUUUCCAUCUUUUUUUCUCUAAUUUUUUUUUCUUCCCUAAUAUACUGCCUAUCGUAGUGAUACCUGUCUGAUUAUUAGUAUUUGUUGUUUUUAUUUCUGUUUAUUUUAAUAUUAUAAUUAUCAUUAUAUCAAUGAAUAAUAAUAUAAAGCUAAGACGAUCGUCGUCGUCGUUGUCGUCGAUUAAUCUGCAAUAUUGGAUAAGAUAUAGACAUUGUUCGGUUAUUAUACAAUUAUCGAAAACAAUACUCGUGUUUGAAUCUUUACUCGCCAAACAACUGGUUAGCGUGUGUAGUGUGGCGUAUUGAAGCUUUUCUUUUUGCUCUUCUACUUUUAUUUGCAAUGAAUCAUAUACUAUUUUCUAUCAUGAACAUCAAUGUUGCAAGUAUCACGGUGAACAUUUAAGUGCAUUAUCGAAAAAAAAAACAAAUUGUAACAUCUUCAACAAAAAAAGGAGCGCAAUUUAUUAGCUAGGAAAUUAAAUUACAUCGCAUAAGUAGAGAAAUCAAAUGUUUCAUAUUAUGAUCAUUAGAUAUUUGUUUUCAAAUUUUUUUUUCUCAUCCUAUUAUUUGUGUUCCCUCGCUCUGGAGAGACUGCUAACUUUUAAUAAUUGUUAUGCAAUUCUACACGCAUACAUUCACGAAUAUCAACAGUUUAAUAAAUAUACGAAAUAAUACAGUUAUUAUUAUUGUUGUUAAUUUUAUUAUUACUAUUACUAUUACUAUUACUAUUAUUACUAUUAUUAUUAUUAUCCUUAUUAUCAUUGUUUUAUACCUAUAACGAUGGCUAAGUAUAGAUAUUAAACCAAACGAGGAUUGGUUAGUUGUACAUACAUACAUAUUUCUAAUAUUUAUAUUAGGGUGUGUCUGAAGAAAGCUCUAUUUUACUUGUGCUAUCACAAGAUGAAACUUUAGUGCGUGACCUGACCAAAUGUCUACUAGUCGAAUUAGAAAUUCGGAGUUCUAAAUAUUGGGGGCUGCCAAUGAUAAAUAUUUUUAUUCUUUUAAGAUUUAGUUUCGAGAUGUGAUAAUGAUAUUCUUUUUCGACACCCUUGUUAUCGCGUUUCAAAAGUCAGUUUGAAAAAGUAAUUCACUGUUGGUAUAUCUGAAUACUCAGCUCACGAAGUUCCAUUCUAACGAAGAUUAUUUGUGGUUUGAAGUAGCACGCGCUAAAGUUUCACUCGGUGGUGUGGAAUAGAAAAAAGGUUUUUUUUUUAGACACGCGCUAAUUUAUAUUUAUUAUUAUUGUCUGACGGUAGAAAAAUUUGUUGUUCAGCUCUCGUCGGAGCAGUAUUUUCCAAGUGUAAUAAUAGCAAUAAUUUUUUUUUUUUUUACUAUUAUUUUUUCUUGUAGUUUCUUUCUCUCGUCUUCAUUUGUGGAGUCUUCAUAGAGCGUUGAGUCUGAGAGAAAAGAGGAUGAAAAAAAAGAAAUAUAAUAAUAGUAGCAUA